AUGCUUCGUUUUUGCCCACCGUUUGCCAGCACAACACUAACAAAUCUCCAUUCUCAGUACCCCACGAUCGAGCCCGAGUGGGUUCCGGUCCAACCCCUGCCGAUGUACGCAAUGGCGGGGCCCUCACACGUCGUCAGUGGCGAUGUCCAUUGCCCCCAGCAGAUGCUGCCGGCUGGGGGUAGCUACUAUCAGGCAGCACUGCCCAUGGCGUACAGGCCCAUGUACGCGCACGAGGAGCCUGCAAUCCCUCACUACUCGCACUACGCCGUCCAGCCCCAAUACGGUGCCCUGGCGAUGUCAGAGCUGCCAGUCGCUGGUCCAAGCGCGCCGCAGGCUGGUACAAGCGGAGAUGUCGUAGCGAGGCUUGCGACCUCUAAACGGCGCCUGCGACUGAUCCCGCAUCAGCCAGCGGGCACCAGCGAGGGCUUCGAGGGUGAUACCCUCAACCACACAAAACUUACAUUAAGAAAGUCUGUUCACAGGAAGGCUCCUGCGAACAAGAACAUUCCUAAGGCUGUAAAGGCGAUGGCUAAGGGGAAGUCCCGCACGAAGGCUCCAGCGCCGGCGCCCAGAACGGGAGGAAAAAAGACGCCAUACCUCACCGCAAAGCACAAGUGCAUUGACUGUACGACGGGUUUCAAGCGCAAGGCAGAGUUGACCCGGCACAUGCAGUGGGGGAAGGCGCACAUUGAGAGGUCGCUCAGGUGUGAUCAGUGCGACAAGAAGUUCAGUCGACCGGACUCGCUGAGGAACCACAAGCGCAACGUUCACGAUUGA
Molecule: messenger RNA, 777 nt
Organism: Heterobasidion irregulare TC 32-1
Lineage: Eukaryota; Fungi; Basidiomycota; Agaricomycetes; Russulales; Bondarzewiaceae
Exons: 2
Coding region: 1-777 (258 amino acids)
Source: RefSeq, a predicted model, not a curated record